CACAGCCGACAACGCCAUCUUCAACUGAGCAGACUGGGAGGACAACACCGACAGAAACCACGCUAGGAACGACCGGUAGCAGCACCAUGAUGCCUUCAACGCGAGGUACAACAGACGAGGGAAGCACGGUACCAUCCAGUACUACCACGGCAUCAACGGACACAACUCAAACCAUAGGUACUGCUACAGCAGCCACACAGCGCCACACAGCGACUUCAGAAAUAACUACAACGGAAGAGACCAGUGGAACGCAGACAAGUGUCGUCACUUUUGAAAUGACCACCACGGAAGAAACUACACGUCGACAAUCUACAACAGAACAGUCGAGUAAAGGUCCUACUGACAUGACUACAAUACCAAAGACCGACACCACAAAUACUGAUCAAACUACUGCGGUAACCAUUGGCACAUCGUCGACUAUGAAUACACCAGAAGAAACAACGAUGACUACUAUGCCAAAGACCGGUACCACAAAUACUGAUCGAACUACUGCGGUAACCAUUGGCACACCGUCGACUAUGAAUACUCCAGAAGAAACAACGUUGACUACGCGAGCAAGUACUGGGACAACCUUGGGUACAACAGAAAGACGAAGUUCUACUACAGAAAGGAGGACUGGAGAAACAACAGUUACUGCGGCACCUGGUACCACAGAAAUCAUCACCAUGGAAGUCGAAACAACUGGAAACUUCGGAAGCACAAGGGAAACAACUACGUCGCAGACCUCCACUGAGACAACUACAGAAGCUACAACAAGACAAGGUGCGGCCGAGACAACGACUUUAUUACCGGGUACAACCACCCAAUCUGGUACAACAAGGAAAACUACAACGAUGGAAACAACAGUGGUUCUUACUACAUCGCUUGACCUAGGUACUGUGGACGAAACCUCAACGCCACCAGCUACUACACUCAACACAGAGGAAACUACUAUCAACACAGCAACUGGUAGGACUGGUACAAAGAAAACCACCAUGGUACCUACAGCGACAGACAUGAAAAGUUCGACAGGGGAAACCACUGCAGCGACAAUUGCAAACGAAGCCACUGGUACCGCAGAUGAAACAACAGUAUCUACAGCUACAUCAUCGACGCGUCGUACAACGGGUGGAACCACGAUACCUCCAACAACGUACGGAGGUACCGCGGUACAGAGUACCACAGAAAGGCGCGGGACUACGGAAAGCACUACGGCAGCUCCAUCAACGUCUGCAGAACUCGGUACCUCAGAGGAAACAACAUUGCUGCAGGUGACAACGGUAAUCGCUGAAGAAACGACUGAGGGUGAGACAGACACUACGGAAAAGACCACAGUUGUACCACCAUCUACCUCCAUGGGGAGGUCUUCGACGGUGCAAACGACAAUGCCCACUACUGUUACAUCGUUUGGCAGCAUGGCAACGAGUGCUGGGAGAGAUACUACAACCGGAAGCACAGGAGAGACCACAAUGCCAACAAUUACUACCACUGGACACAGGGGAACAUUGGAGAUCACCACAGCACUGACCACAAGUAAGACAGAACAGACCACCGUCCGCACUGGUACAGAACAAACUACGCUUCUGUCAUCUAGUACUGAAGACAGUAGGGGUACUGAUAAAACCACCACCAUGAAAACUACACCCGCAGGGCAGGGAAGCACGGAGAAUACCGACAUGCCGUCGACAUCGACAGAGGAGCCGGGCACUACGGAAGACACCACGAUACUGCAAUUUACAACCGAAACUGGUGUAACAGGCAGUACGGUGUUUUCUCCUACAACUACAAGCCAGAGAAGUACCGCGACUGAUAGCACAGCGCCUCCAACUACCACGGUAGAGACCACGCUACCACAAACCACCAUGGAAUCGACUAAGAGGGGCAGUACAAAAGAAACCACGGUGCCUCCCAGCACCGCAUCUGAACGCGACACUACAGAGGAAACGACGAUAAUUGUAAGUACUUCUGAUGACGUGGAUAGUACAGAAGAAACCACGCCACUUGCAACGGGAACUACUCGUGGUGGAGAUGUCACAGAAUCUACUAUGGCCCCUUCAACCUCUGCGACCGAGCGCGCUUCCACAACAGAAACAACGAUCCUGCCAACUACGAGAGCAGAGGGCAGUUCCACGAAGGAAACGACGAUAGCAACGCCUUCAUCUGAACCACAGGACACUUCGAUGUUCACAACUGAAUUCGAUACCACGGAUGAAAUCUCGACGCCACCGACUGCUGCAACCCAACAAGCUACCACGGGUAAAACUACACUGACUUCAACAACGGAGCGAGGUACCACGGAGGAAACACCAAUGCCAGCGACAGUUACAACGAGGCUAGGUACCACGGACGAAACAUCAAUGCCAGCGACAGUAACAACGAGGCUAGGUACCACGAAAGAAACACCAAUGUCAGCAACAGUAACAACGAAGCUAGGUACCACGGUAGACACUAUAGAGCUUCUAACCUCUACAACCGAUUUAGGUACCACGGACGAGACGCCAAUGCCACCAACCUCUACAACAGAUCUAGGUACCACGGAGAAGACGCCACUGCCACCAACGUCUACAACAGAUCUAGGUACCACCGAAGAAACACCCAUGCCUACAACGUCUACAACCGAGAGAGGGACUACGGUAGAGACACCGGCCCCUGUGACUUCCACAGUUGAGCUUGAUACUACUGAGGAGACACCAAUGCCUCCAACCUCUACAGUUGAGCUAGAUACCACGGAUGAGACAGCAACGCCUAUAAUUUCAACAGUGGAGCUGGGUACUACCGUAGAGACCUCGGUACCUCCAACGUCUACAACCAAGCUAGGUACCACGGUAAAAACACCAAUGCCUGCGACAGUUACAGCGGAUGUAGGUACCACGGUAGAGACAUUGAUGCCUCCGACCUCUACAGUUGGGCUGGGUACCACGGUGGAAACCCCAGUUUCUUCAACGUCUACCACCGAAUUAGGUACUACGGACGAUACUCCGAUGCCCCUAACUUAUACUAUUGAACUAGGUACUACAAACGCCACAGCAGCACCUCCGACGUCUACAGCCAAGCUGGGUACCACGGUAGAUACCUCGAUGCCAGCAACUCUCGUCACGACAGAUGUGGUUGUAACAGGUGAAACAACAUUAACACCGGUACCAACAUCAACUACCACAACAGAGCAGGGUACCACGAAGAAAACCACGGUACUCCAAACCUCCACAAGGGGGUUCGGUACCUCGGGAGAAACCACGACUGCUGUGACUGUGAAAGGCAGCACUGGGAGUACCACAUCCCAGACCAGUGUACCUACACGUGGUACCACAGAGACGUCAACGUUCGCACCUACCACCACAACACCAGAGCAAGGUACGAUGACAGACGGCGCAACACAGUCAACCUUCGCAGCCUCUCAGGCAAGCUUCACAGACGAAUCAACCAUUCUUUUUACUGAAACUGAAACGUCAGAAACAACUACGGCUUACACGGAUACCACGGAUAUUAGUACGACGUCAAAAGUAAGUACCACUAGGACCGAUACCACAAAAGGGACCACAACUCUGUCUACUGUCACAGCAGAACGUGGUACUGGCGUGCAAACAACAGAGGUCGUGGUGACGGUUGAAACUGGUACUGCGGACGACGCUACGUCUCAGGAAGCGACCACAACAGCUACUGGUAUCACAGGCCAAUCUACGCGUAGCCCUAUCACAGGUACCGACACUACUACAGGGUUAACUACCACGGGAAAAAGUACGACGGAGACCACGCUCUCAUUGUCAACAUCAGGGACAAGUUCAUUGUCAAAAGGCAGUACGACUGCGCCGAGUUCAUCCAAGGAAACUACGCUUUCAACUCAGUCUAGUGCAACAGAAUCCACUACACCACCUUCAACCGGAACAGAUCUUGGUACUGCUACCGAGGACACUACCAUCUUCAGAAGUACUGGUACCGCGGCCAAACCUACAGGUACACAGACGGUGGUGACUAGUACUGCCGUUACUAUACCAACUACAUCAGGGGAAGCCUCGAGCAAAGGAACGGCAAAUACUCCGUCAACAUCCACUAUAACACCAGCCACUGAUACUUCCGUGGCGACAGGCCAGAGUACUGAAACGACAUCCACAGGAGCGCCAUCUACCGGAGCAACAGGAAGCACAGGGAUUAGGACUUCAGCUAGAACAGAUGUUACGAGCAGGACAGAUGUAACGGCACGGACGGAGAGUACCGUAACUACAGGACCUGACACCACGAUUUCAACUACUUCAGCGUCACAGUUGGGAAGUACACAGCAAACCGCAGCGCCAUCUACCGGAGCAACUGGCCCUGCAACUGAUGCCACAACCUACACUUCGUCCAUCGGUACAAAAACUGAUAAAACUGCAUCAACCGAGAAACUGUCAACAGAGGAAACCACUACAACGGCACCGACUACGGCAUUCUCCCAGAGCACCGGUGAAACAGUCACCCCAAGCGGGGAGCGAAGCACGGAGUUUCCUUCUAAUAUCUUCACGCCCACUACCCGGAUCACAACACCAGAGGCUACGAAUACCAAGACAACGCAGCAGACCACUAUGCGUACCACCAAUACACGAACAGGUCUAACAGAUCUUCCGUCUACGUCAGUUUCGAGAAUACCUACGACCAAAACAACAGCAGAGACAAGCUUUCCUGGUACUUCAACCUCUCAGACUGACAUGACCACAAGUCUAGAACCACAAGAAACCAGUACAGCUUUAACUACAAACACAAAACGUUCUGUCGGAACAAGCACUACCAUCCAAACAGACAGAGCGACCUCUAGUUUUACAUCAUCGACAGGUAGCACUUCAUCAAACCCUCCAUCGACAUCAAGGGAAGAAACGCCAUCAACAACAGUAACUGUUAAACCGAGAUCAACGACGAUUGUCUUAUCUAGUAGUAGCAGGGCGCAUACAACAGCAUCAGUUCUAACAACUUCCGCAAGAGAGCGAACAUCCCGACCUACCACAGCUUCUCGCAUCUCCACUUCCACUAAUCAAAUCACAACAACCAGAGGACGAUCAACAACAAGUUUAAGCAGUAGUGUGAGGAGCACAACACUAAAACCGACAACUACAGUCCUCAGAAGAACAACAAACAAACCGACCACGACUGUCGCUGCCACAACGGGCACCGUGCAGAGCAGUACUUCGGUAGCACCGGUGUACAACACCACGGCACAGCCUGUAACCGCCUUCCCUUCCUGCACGGUUACCUGCAGCAUAUACGCCACCUGCGUCCAGAGGAGCUCUCAGGUGUUCCAGUGCGUCUGUAACGACGGCUACGUGGGGAACGGCCGUACCUGUACACUAGUGUCCACACCUUAUCACUUUGAAGUGCGCAUGGUCAAAGUAAACUUCACAGAAGACCUCAACAACAGAGAUUCCUUAGCGUUCAGGUCCCUGGCCUACAGGGUCACCACGGUGAUUUACACCUACCUGAAACAGAGCACCCUCGCUGACGUCAUCCUGGGCGUGACCAUCACGAGGUUCCGUCCCGGCAGCGUCAUCGCCGACUACAACGUCAACGUCAACUCCAGCGCCGCUGAUGACGUCAACGGCACCGACAUCGCCACGGCCCUGCGGACAGCCAUCAGGAACGACUCCACUAACAACGACAGUCUGGGGAUAGAACGGGCGUCACUGUGUCAAAAAGAGUCCGAAGACCAGAUUUGCGGACAGGUGGACUACGAACUCUCCGUUGUUGUGAAACUGUUGGCGGCCAUGGGGGGAUUCUUAGUGGCGAUCCUUCUGACUGUCGUCUGUAAAGGGUCGUUAGAGGAGUCCUCCAAACGGAGCUCCAGACUCAAGUGGUCCGUCUACAAGACAGAGGCUCAUAACUACAUCCCAAGAAUAAGUCGGCGCGGUUCCUACGCCUCCUCCUCCAGCAGCCCUGAUGACGUGUACGUCCUGCCGACGGGCGGCAUGUACAUCAAGCGGUACUUCCCGUCCCGCCCGACCAUGUCCGGCUUCCAAGCCACACAGGCAGGCUCCGUACGGGCGCUAUACAGCGAGGUCUUCGCCAGAAACGUACAGUUAAGAUGGAUGAGACCACGACCUAACCCUGAUACUGAGGGAAGGGCGUCAACUUACCAAAACUUCUUCAGGACACCCUCGUCUCUCUCAGACGUUUAACUCCUUAAUUCUGAGCGGUAUAUUGCAAGAACACGCCAAGGUGUCCGUAUUGCCAAAUGUAUAUACCUGUUACACGAUACAAACGUUCUUAUGGUAUACAGCCAAAUGUCAUGUCAUACUAUUCUUAAUACGUGUGCCUAAAACAUAUAUUUUUGGGCAAUUGAUACGUAAAUACGAGUAUUUAGUUAACGUUCCUGUACCUUACUUAUGAUUUGUUUUAAUUUUGUCAGAGUAUAAGCAAAAUAUUUAUGACAUAUACGUAAGUCGUAAUGUAAUUAUGAUGUAAAAAUUAUAUUAGAUGGUGUAUUAUCAUAUGAUAUUUAUUUUUGC
Molecule: messenger RNA, 6446 nt
Organism: Branchiostoma belcheri (Belcher's lancelet)
Lineage: Eukaryota; Metazoa; Chordata; Leptocardii; Amphioxiformes; Branchiostomatidae
Product: mucin-2-like
Exons: 7
Coding region: 87-6116 (2009 amino acids)
Source: RefSeq, a predicted model, not a curated record